This is a messenger RNA of Aphis gossypii (cotton aphid), 1236 nucleotides long. RefSeq lists its product as uncharacterized. Lineage: Eukaryota; Metazoa; Arthropoda; Insecta; Hemiptera; Aphididae. The record is from RefSeq and is a predicted model, not a curated record.
AUGGUUCAUUCGAUUACUUUAUCGCAUGCGACAAAGGUCAUUAAUGAAGUAGUUUUGAACGGAGGAAUAGAAAUGCAUGCUGAUGCUACUUUUAAAGUAGUGCCGUCUAUGCCUAAGUGCUAUCAGCUAUUUAAUAUCCAUAUGAUUAUUCAGAACCACUCAAUUCCUGUUUGCUACGUGUUAAUGGAAAGUAAAACCCAAGUGGCAUAUCAAAAGGUCAUAACCCAUUUUAAAACAAUAUUUCCAAAUAUUCAGCCAUCAAAAAUAAUGACUCAUUACGAAAUUGGUUUGAGAAAUGCGUUUACAAAUGUGUAUCCCAAUGCAGAAAUAGUUGCAUGUUGGUUUCAUUAUGUACAGAGUUUAUGGAAAAAUAUUAAAAAACUAAACUAUACUAUAAUAUAUAGAACAACGCAUUGCUAAAUGUGCCUUAAAAUGGUAAUGGUACUCGCACUGCUUCCUGCAAAUGAGAUUGAUUUGGGAUUCCAGGAAAUAAAAAAUCACGUAAGAAUUAAUAACAUUAAUCAAACAAGAUUUUUCAAUUAUUAUUCUCGUCAUUGGCUUAUUGGGAUAGGACCUAAUACUUUUUCUGUACAUGACCAAGCUCGACGCACUAAUAACAAUAUAGAAAGCUUUCAUAAUACAUUAAAAGAUAAAUUUCAAGUGUGUCAUCCAAAUCUAUGGAAAGUAUUAGGUCAUUUAAGUGACUCCAGUAAAGUACAACAUAUUGUUAUUGAACAACUGGCAAGAGGAAUGCAAGUCACGCGAUCAAUAAAACCUAAAUAUAUAUUGAAUUCCAAACGAAUCAAAAUGGCAAAUGAUCAACUAACCCUUGGUAUAAUUACUAGAAAAGAAUUUUUAAUAAAAUGUUCUUAUGCAGUUGACGGCUACAUUUCAAGAGAGGGAAAUUCGACAAGAUAUUUUGAAAAUAUUGAUGGUAAUGAAGUUGAAACUUCUUCUGAAGAUGAAAAUGCUGCACUACCGUUAAUUCCAGUACAGCAAGUUCCACUCAAUGAAGAAAACAUAGAUUAUGACCAAAACGAACAAGUAAAUGAAAUUGAGAACAGCGAUUCUAAUGAUAGUGCUUUUUCAAUUGUGUUAAGACCUAAAAUAAGGGAAGCAGUGGUAUCUAAUGAACCUAUUGUGAAUGAAGAGCUUCCUAACAGAGCUAUAAAUGAAAACCCUGAGCCAGAAGAACAUAACUGGGAUGAACGUGAUUUUUUUGUUCCUGAAGAUUAA